Messenger RNA from Zophobas morio, 1663 nucleotides. RefSeq names its product cytochrome P450 4C1-like. The record is from RefSeq and is a predicted model, not a curated record. Lineage: Eukaryota; Metazoa; Arthropoda; Insecta; Coleoptera; Tenebrionidae. The coding region runs from base 157 to 1623 and encodes 488 amino acids. Gene Ontology annotation, molecular function: heme binding; monooxygenase activity; iron ion binding. The transcript has 10 exons.
AACAGGUUCGCAUUGAUGACGCACGUAAAACUGCCAGUUAUAUCAAGUUUUUUGGCCCAGUAACAUUGAAUCUUUGAUUCAUUAAAUUGAAUUAGAUACAGUUUAGUAGGUUAAAGAGUUUCAUUUUAAAACUGUCGUGUAUUUACUACCUUUGCUAUGCUAAUCUCGAUUUUCAUUCUUUGUGUGAUUAUUAUUAUCACUUCGGUUCUUUGGAAGAAGCGAUGGUUGUUAUAUCACGCUUGGAAAAUACCUGGACCCGUCUCAGUGCCCCUCGUUGGAAGUGCGUUCCUGUUAUCAGCAACAAAAGACAAUUUUUUCGACCUGCUUUGUGGAAAGCUGGACUCCUGGAGACCAGUUACCAAAUUCUGGGUAGGCCCCCAGUUGUACAUAGCGACCGGACGACCAACAGAUGUAGAAAAAAUAUUGACAAACUGUCUAAACAAGUCACCUUUCUACGAGAAUUUUAACGACAUAGUGAAAGACACCCUGCUAACUUCAAAAGUUAGUAUCUGGAAAGAACAUCGAAAAAUGAUCAAUCCCUCUUUUAAUUCGAAGAUCUUGAAUUCGUAUCACGAUGUCCUUGUCAAUUAUUCGAGAGAAAUGGUGAAGUAUUUAGGUGACACAGAAGGCGUCGAACAAACGGAUUUCCUUCGAGCCAUCUGGGAAAGGACACUUGAUGUAGCUUUAGCCACUUUAACCAACGUAAAACCGCAUGUAUUAAAGGAACGACAACGUAUGAUUACAGUCACCGUGAAAUUCGAAGAAAUACUUAUACAGAGAUUUCAUACGUUUUCGUUUCUCAUAGAUUUUUUUUGGAAAUUAUCCGACUUGCACAAGGAGCAUGAAGUGAAUUGUCAAACUGCUCAUGACAUUGGCAAAAACAUAAUAGCAGAAGAAUACAAAUCAUACGAAUCCGAAGACAGAAAUGAUGACGCUUCUGAAAGUAACCGAUUUCUACCAAAUUUGACUAAACUGAAUCGAACCAAGCAGAUCACCCGUGAAGAAAUUAUAGAUGAAACGUGUUUGAUGCUUAUGGCGGCAAGCGAAACGGCAGCAAUUACAAUCAACACGGUUUUAACGAUUCUAGGAAUCUACUCAGACAUUCAGGAAAGAGUUUAUCAGGAACUGGUCUCAGUUCUGCCAAACAUGGAGAACAGUCCAACUCAGGAAGAACUCAAUCGUCUGAAUUAUUUAGAACGCGUUGUUAAAGAAACUUUGAGACUAGUUCCCACAAUUCCUUUCAUUUUGCGAUAUGCUGAGGAAGACAUUAAAUGCGAUCCUUAUCUUUUCCCUGCCGGCUCUAACCUUCUCGUUCCUCUGGUGCUACUACACAGAGAUCCGGAUGUGUGGCCUGAACCGGAAAAAUUUGAUCCAGAUCGGUUUCUCCCUGAUGAAGUUGCAAAAAGACAUCGUUGUUCGUACAUUCCCUUCAGUUUUGGUGCCAGGAACUGUAUAGGUCUGAGGUUUGGAAUGACGGUGGUAAAAGUAAUGGUCGCGACGAUUCUGAGGGACUUCAAAGUACAAACUGUUGGUAUGAAAUCAUGGAAGGACAUCCAGUGGGACUAUAUUGUUAUGCUGAAGGCUAAAAAUAGUCGUUUACGGUUCGAAAAAAGAAAAUUUUAAUAACAUGCACUCUCUAGUUAUAUAAAAGGAUUAUGUUUCA